AUUUUAUAUUUACUCUUGACUGGAAGGCAGAAAGCCUGGCAAUAUUCAUACCUCUUAUGUUGUCAUUUUAGUGUCAUUCUGUAAGAUCGCUUUCUGAUGUUGUUUUUGUCCUUUCUCUCUCAGGCUUGUGUCCUGUGUGCUGACCUCAUGGUGUAAGCAGGUGUGAAGAUGAGUAUUAGCAGCGAUGAGGUCAACUUCCUGGUGUAUAGAUACCUGCAGGAGUCAGGGUUUUCCCACUCUGCCUUCACAUUCGGCAUUGAGAGCCACAUCAGUCAGUCUAACAUCAACGGAGCCCUAGUGCCCCCUGCUGCCCUGAUCUCCAUCAUCCAGAAGGGCCUGCAGUACGUGGAGGCAGAAGUCAGCAUCAAUGAGGACGGCACACUGUUUGAUGGGCGGCCAAUUGAAUCUCUGUCCUUGAUCGACGCGGUGAUGCCCGAUGUGGUACAGACCCGGCAGCAGGCAUACCGAGACAAACUGGCUCAGCAACAGGCCGCCGCAGCGCCCUCUGCAACCAGCACCAACAUGCAGGGUAACCCCAAAAACGGAGAGAACACCGCAAACGGAGAAGAGAACGGUGCUCACGCCUUACCGAAUAACCAUGCAGACAUGAUGGAGGUGGACGUGGAUGUGGAGAUCCCUCAGAAUAAAGCCAUGGUCCUGAGAGGUCACGAGUCUGAGGUCUUCAUCUGCGCAUGGAACCCCGUCAGUGACCUGCUCGCCUCUGGGUCUGGAGACUCAACGGCACGUAUCUGGAAUCUGAGUGAGAACAGCAGUAGUAGCUCUACACAGCUUGUCCUGAGGCACUGCAUACGGGAAGGAGGCCAAGAUGUGCCCAGCAACAAAGACGUCACAUCGUUAGACUGGAACAGUGAAGGUACACUAUUAGCAACAGGCUCCUAUGAUGGCUUUGCAAGAAUAUGGACUAAAGAUGGUAAUCUGGCCAGUACCCUGGGGCAACAUAAAGGUCCAAUUUUCGCAUUAAAAUGGAACAAAAAAGGAAACUUUAUCCUCAGCGCCGGUGUUGAUAAGACAACAAUCAUUUGGGAUGCUCACACAGGGGAAGCCAAACAGCAGUUUCCGUUUCAUUCAGCACCCGCUCUGGACGUAGACUGGCAGAGUAACAACACGUUUGCCUCCUGUAGCACAGACAUGUGCAUCCAUGUGUGCAAACUGGGCCAGGACCGACCCAUUAAGACAUUCCAAGGACACACAAAUGAAGUUAAUGCAAUCAAAUGGGAUCCGACUGGCAACCUGCUGGCGUCGUGUUCUGAUGAUAUGACUCUCAAGAUCUGGAGUAUGAAACAGGACACUUGUGUUCAUGAUUUGCAAGCUCACAGCAAAGAAAUCUACACUAUAAAAUGGAGCCCCACAGGUCCAGGAACCAACAACCCCAAUGCCAAUCUAAUGCUGGCCAGUGCUUCCUUUGACUCCACUGUUCGGCUUUGGGACGUAGAUCGAGGCAUCUGCAUCCACACACUAACCAAACACCAGGAGCCCGUGUACAGCGUGGCCUUCAGCCCGGACGGACGCCAUCUAGCCAGCGGCUCUUUCGACAAGUGUGUCCACAUCUGGAACACACAGACUGGUGCUUUAGUCCAUAGCUACAGAGGGACUGGGGGCAUUUUUGAAGUUUGCUGGAAUGCAGCAGGAGACAAAGUAGGAGCAAGUGCGUCGGACGGCUCUGUUUGUGUAUUAGACCUGCGGAAAUAGCGCUGCUUGCUGGAAGCCAUGGACCGACUAUGAAUGUGUACAUAGCCAAAAUGACUGUCCCUGACCCUCAAACUGCUACAGUCCCUAGUGAACCAUGGCCAGCCACUACAGACAAACAAACACAAGCACCCUGAUGCCACGGGCAGAGCGCAGAGGAUGUGAUUCCAACCAGAGACAUUCAAAUGACUUUUGUAAGGUGGGAAAAAAACAAAAAAAACAAUAUAGCCGCGGAAGAAGAAAGACAAGAGGACAGGUGUAUGUACCAAAUUUGGAAGAUAUUUUACUAUUUGUUCUUCAAAACCAAUCUCAUCAAAAUAAACGAACGAAAGGAUUUUAAUCUUUGUUGGUAGUUUCCGUUUCAGUAUGCAGACAUAUCAAGCGUUUCAUUUUCCUCCCCUCUCUUUCUUUCACACAUUUGAUUUGACGUCUGUUUGAUUCCAGGACUCAUGUUUUCCUCCGUUUGACACAAGUACAGUUAUUUAGACUUUUGGUACUGGAUGUUUUGUGAUUUCAACAGUGUGGGGACAUGAAAAAAAAAUCUAUUUUCAAUCUUUUCUUGUUAUUCGGUUUUAGUUUUUAUGCUAUGGUGUAAUUGUUGUCCCCCCCCCCAAAUGAGGUACAUUAACCACAAAACACACAUACAAAAAACAAAACAAAACAGGCAUGCACAUCUUCAGGAAAUACAUACAUUCACUCAUACUAUAUUUAGUUCCCCUUAAAAUUACCACCAACAAUUCCAUUCCUCAGGUCGAGACGUUUGAGCAGCCGAGGACCAUUUAACAUGCAGAUUAAAACAAAAGACUUGCUUUAGGUUUGCAGUAUUUCGAAUUAAACAUUUUAAUAACUGGAUUAUUUACUUUGUCUCGCAACUCCAGACAGUUAAAAAUACAUGACAUUAAACUAGCAUGUUUUUUUUUAUUUUAUUUUUUUAUUGGAGAACUGAAAACUUAAAGCAAGUCUGAUGCUCAGAACAUUGAACAAACAUCUAAAUGCCAUUAUUUAAAUGCUUUUGAAGGUAAAACGACAUUUUGGGAUUUUCUGCACUACCAUGUGAGAUGCUGAUGUUCAUUUACAGUAGUUGCAUGCAUGAGGACAGUCUAUACUAAUGUGCUUUUGGUUUUUCUCAGUGUUUAGACAUUAAACUUCAAUUGAGGGGAAAUAGUAGUCGCAGACCCAAAGAGUGCAAAAGUCUGUCUCUGUCCAAUGAUAGAGGCUCUGAAUCUCUUUUUCCUCCCCCAGAAAGAUAUUUUAGGACAUCACACGAUGUUUAACCUUGAAUUUUAAACAAGGGUGUGGUAUUUAGUCUGUAUAAACUGGUUAAAAAACACACCUGAACAAUAUUUAUUACAGCCUACGACAACAGAAGGGUUUUUGCUCUUCUCUGACAUCGCCCCAGCGUCUGUCUGCCUGCCUGCCCACAGCAACCUUCAGUUCCCCAGUGUCAUUUCUAAUCAUUAUUCUUACUGCGUCUGUGUCUCCUGGACUUUUUGUACUCUUUUAAAACUUUUGUAAUUCAUAUUUCUUUGUAGCUAUAAAAAGAGUAAAGAAAUAGGCAAAAAAGAGAAAAAAAAAAAAGAAACCCCAACAAACUACCAGAGGUCGGUUUGAGGGUGUACAGCGUAGACCUCAGUUUUGCUCACUCUGAGUCCCACGUGUUCUCAGAUGUCCCCACACCUGACCUUUGUUUCCCCAGUCAAACGUUUUUGGUUGCAAAAAUUCCCCCUUGCAUUGCAUUGAUCUUGUCAUUUGAAUCAGAUCUGAAGUCCAAAAUAAAGUAUAUUUUGAUAUUA
Pimephales promelas (fathead minnow) is the source of this 3500-nucleotide messenger RNA. The record is from RefSeq and is a predicted model, not a curated record. Lineage: Eukaryota; Metazoa; Chordata; Actinopteri; Cypriniformes; Leuciscidae.